Parnassius apollo (apollo) is the source of this 684-nucleotide messenger RNA. Lineage: Eukaryota; Metazoa; Arthropoda; Insecta; Lepidoptera; Papilionidae. The record is from the annotation of a GenBank genome assembly.
AUGGUGCGGCGGUGGGAAGCUAGGCAUGCUUCUAUCACGCAUCUAUGCACAGCUUUAUUGUGGUUGUUUACACGUUUCAACGAAUUGAAUGCAGUUAAAAUAGUGAAAAUAGUAGUGCCAGAAAUAAUACAGUACGGUGUGCAAGACGCUGUGAUUCUAGACUGUGACUAUACUUACAAUAACAACACAUCGGGACUGGUAGUGAAGUGGUUUUUCAGAAACAAAGCUAGACCUGUCUACCAAUGGAUCGUGUCGCAAAAGCCACAGGACAUGGGGAUAUUGAGAGGUCGUGUUGACUUAGCCUACAGAGCAUCAAGCGAUCCAUUAAAAAUGUACAGAGCACUCCGCAUAGUGAAGCCCGACACCGACAUCUCUGGUGAUUACACGUGUGUCGUUUCAACAUUCAUGGAAGAGGAUUCAAGAACUAAGCAAAUGAUCGUUUUUGUUCCGGAGACGAACUUCCGCCUGAUCCAGAACAAUACUGACGAUGAUACUGUGAACGUCAUAUGUGCUGCAGACGGAGCGUUUCCUGCACCAAACCUCACGCUAGCCACACCUGAGAGGUCGUAUAAAAUCGAAGACGUGUGCUCUAAACAGCAGUUGGCUACAAACUUGGCUAUAACAAGGCAACUGCACCUUAUUGCUAACCAAUCGGCCUACAUCGCUAGACUCAUGCUUGCUUGA